Molecule: messenger RNA, 4291 nt
Organism: Darwinula stevensoni
Lineage: Eukaryota; Metazoa; Arthropoda; Ostracoda; Podocopida; Darwinulidae
Source: the annotation of a GenBank genome assembly
AUGACAUACCACUGUUUGCACGUCCUCGCCUCAGUGAAAAUGGUGGCCGGUGUGAGCGAGGGAGAGGUGUCCACAAGUGUCUUGUGCUUCAUCUUGCACCCAACUGAUUCCAAGAUGAAACCCAAAUCCUUCAUGAAAGUCCCCGGCAGCUCUAUCUCACUCAAGAUCAACGGCAAGGAGUACCUCGUUGACAACAGCCUGGAUGCAGACACGAGCCUGAACGAUUUCAUUCGCGAUGGAGCGGGUCUGAAGGGGACGAAAGUGAUGUGCCGGGAGGGUGGCUGCGGGUGCUGCGUCGUGGGUGUGAGGACGUUUAACCCCCAUUCCAACACCUACCAGCCCCUUCGAGCUCUCAGUUCCUGCCUCGUCCCCAUCUACGCCUGCGACAAGUGGGAUGUCGUGACCGUGGAAGGGCUGGGGAGCUGCAAGACCGGCUACCAUGCCGUCCAGCAGCGGCUGGCCGACUUCAACGGUACACAAUGUGGAUACUGCUCUUCUGGCAUGGUCAUGAACAUGUACAGCCUCAUGAGUGGGGGAGGAGAGAAGCUGACGAUGCAGAAGGUGGAGGAUUCUUUCGAUGGAAACAUCUGUCGUUGCACUGGAUACAGGCCGAUCUUGGAUGCGUUCAAGUCUUUCGCCGAAGAUGCAACUCCGGAACUCCAGCAGAAAGUGGCCGACAUCGAGGAAGCCUGGAAGGGAAUGGGGAUGUGUCCCCGGACAGGUGAAGUCUGUGACUGCAAGGAUGAUGAAGCACGGGGAUCUUCCUCGGGACCUGAACCUUAUGUCCAUUUGGUCCUUUCCGGGUCGGAAUGGUAUCGGAUCACCGAUCUCUCUGGUCUUUACAACAUUCUCGACUCUCAUCGAAGCGAGAAGGUCCGCCUUGUCCUCGGCAACACUGGAGUCGGUGUUUACAAGAAUGACGGGCCGUAUGUGACCUAUGUGGACCUGUCAGGAAUUGGGGACCUCUUCUCCUAUUCCCUGAAAGCCAGACCAAUGGAAUUCGGGGCUGGCCUCUCCCUCACGAAGAUGAUUCAACUCCUGGAUGAAGCCUCGCAAGACAAUGCUUAUUCUUAUGCCGCUGUCCUUGCUAAGCACAUCCGCAAGAUCGCCAAUGUCCCCGUCCGAAAUGGAGGGAGUUGGGGUGGGAACAUGAUGAUGAAGCACGAUCACCCGGAGUUCCCAUCGGACGUAUUCAUCGCCCUGGAAACGGCAGGGGCGAGCGUGAAGAUAGGGAGUUCCCAGGGGGAGAGGACCCUGACGGUGAAGGAGUUUCUGAAGGCGGACAUGGAACAGAGUGUUCUGUUGACCCUGUAUCUGCCCCCGAAAUCCCCUGACACCGCGAUGAGGACGUUCAAGGUCAUGCCGCGGUCCCAGAACGCGCACGCGUACGUAAAUGCCGGGUUCGCGGCCCGCAUUCACCCGGAAACCUUCGUCGUCCUCGCACCACCGACCUUCGUCUUUGGCGGCAUUCGGGCAGACUUUGACCAUGCCACCCAGACGGAAUCGUUCGUGGUGAACAAGAGCCUGGCGGAUGAAGGCGUCCUCCAGGCGGCGUUGAACAUCCUCGGCGGAGAAAUCCAACCGGACUCCCAGCCUGCAGAUGCCUCUCCCACAUAUCGGCGGACCUUGGCUCAAGCACUCUUUUAUAAGUGGGUGUUGGGAAUCGUGGGAGAAGUUGCUGGAGGAAGGAUGCGAAGCGGGGGCUCGGGACUGGAGCGACCUCUGUCGUCGGGGAAGCAAAGUUACACGACGGACAAGGACACUUAUCCAAUCAGUGAGCCCAUUCCUAAGGUUGAGGCUCGGGCUCAAACCUCCGGAGAAGCACAAUACGUGAACGACAUACCCCACUUCCCCGAGGAACUCCAAGCGGCCGUCGUCACCACAUCCGUGGGGAAUGCCAAUAUAAAAAACAUCGACCCCACCGACGCCCUCGCAAUGCCAGGAGUGGUGGGGUUCGUGGAUCACAGGGAUGUCCGAGGAGAGAAUACAUUCUGCAAGCUCUCCCCUCCUUUCAACCUCGAAUUGGAGCCCAUAUUUACGAAGAAUCGUUCGCAAUAUGCGGGUCAGCCCAUCGGGCUGAUCUUGGCCAGAACUCGGCGAGAGGCGGAAGAAGCCGUCAACAAGGUCCGUGUGGAAUAUACGGAUGCUAAAAAACCCAUUCUCAGCAUCCGUGAUGCCCUCGCUCGACCUGACGAAACCCUCAUGAAACAUUUCGACCCUCUCAUGCCCUGCGAGAGCUACGACGAAGUGGUGGGCAAGGCGAAGUACACGUUGGAGGGGGAGAUUGAAUUCGGUUCCCAGCAUCAUUUUUACUUGGAGACACAGGUGUGCAUCUGCGUACCGGUCGAGGAUGGACUGGACAUCUACCCCGCCUCGCAGAGCAUCGACGACCUUCAGGACGUCGUCGCUCAAACGCUUGGGAUUCCCAACAAUAGGAUCAACAUUCGCGUUCGUCGCUUGGGUGGUGCAUUUGGGGGGAAGAUCUCGAGGGCGAAUAUGCCGGCUGCGGCGUGUGCCAUCGCCGCUGACAAGUUCAACUGUCCCGUCAGACUCGUCAUGAACUUCAACACCAACCUGGAGGCUGUCGGGAAGCGCCUACCCUACCUCAUCAAAUAUAAAGUCGGGUUUGAUGAGAAGGGGAAGCUGUCGAGUGUGGGAGGGACCAUCUACUCGGAUGUAGGGUGCAGUUACAACGAGAGCAUGGCCUCCUUCGCGGCCAUCAUGUCGCAAAAUUGUUACUAUUCCCCCGUCUGGCACUGGAAACCUGUCUCCGUCCUCACCAACACCCCGUCCAACACUUGGACCCGAGCACCCGGGACGACGGAGGGAAUCGCCAUCAUCGAGCACAUCAUGGAGCACAUUGCAGAGAAGCUUGGGAAAGAUCCGUUGGCAGUGCGAGAGAUUAAUUUCAUUCACGAAGGUGAAAAGGACAUGAUGGGGAAGCCGGUUGGGCCCAAUCAGCUCCCAGUCCUCAUCCAACAAUUCAAGGAAUCUUCUCAAUUCCCCCAGAGGCAGGAUGAUAUUAAAAAUUUCAAUCAGGAGAACCGAUGGAGGAAGAGAGGACUGUCUGUGGUACCGAUGAAGUACCCCGUGGGAUACCCGCCAUUCUUCAAGUAUGGGAUUCUGGUUUCCGUCUACCAUCAGGAUGGAACAGUAGCCGUCGAGCAUGGUGGCAUCGAAAUGGGUCAAGGCAUCAAUACAAAAGUGGCACAGGUGUGCGCGCGAGAGCUGGGGAUCCCGCUGUGGAAGAUCCAGGUGAAGCCGACGACCAACCUGGCUUCUGCCAACUCUUCCGUGACCGGGGGGAGUAUGGGCUCCGAACUUUGUGCACACGCGGCAGCUCUGGCGUGCAAGGAGCUUAUGGGACGGCUGGAACCGAUCCGAACGAAGAAGGGCCAGUUGCCCUGGGUAGAUCUCAUCAAGACUGCCUUCCAGGAAAAUAUCGACCUCACCUCCAAGCAUUUCUACACGAAGAUGGACGAACUCAAGGGCUAUGACAUCUGGGGUUUGGCAUGCGCCGAAGUCGAGGUGGACAUCCUCACCGGCGAGAAACAGGUGUUGAGAGUGGAUGUGAUGGAAGACGUGGGGGUGAGCAUGAGCCCAUUGGUGGACGUGGGUCAGGUGGAAGGGGCUUUCAUCAUGGGAAUGGGAUACUGGCUCCAAGAAAAGAUGAAAUACCAUCCGGAUACGGGCAAGAACCUCUCCAAUAGUACCUGGGAAUACAAACCCCCGACGACUAAAGAUAUUCCCAUCGACUUCAGGAUCACUUUCCUCCAAGAUGCACCGAAUCCUCACGGUGUUCAGCGUUCCAAAGCGACGGCGGAGCCUCCAUUGUGUAUGAGCGUGUGCUCGCUGUUCGCGGUUCGCCAUGCCGUCUCGGCUGCCAGGAAUGAUGCGGGAAACACCCAACCCUACCUCCUCGCGGGUCCGGCCACCAACGACGAAAUCCAAGCCGAAGCCCUCACUCAUCCCAAGGAUUUCAAGCUUCGCUAAACUUCUCAACCACCUGCCAUCUCUCCAUCUUCAUUAUUUUUAAACCACACUUGCAGGAUUCUGUUUCCUAGAUCUUCUCAUACACAAGUAUUACGGUACGUGGGGUGAUAUAUUCGUGCGUGUCAUAAGCUUUGUGAAUGCGUCUCUGUAUGCAUCUCUUGUGAUUCCUUGGGGUUUGAUCGGAAUACGAAAUGGUGUGCCAUUAUGCUCUCCUGAGAGGAAAUAUUUUUUAGUCAUUUCAGAGAAGUUAUGAAUGAUGUGCAGCUGAAUGAAGGCAUUUUUUCUCCCUCUUGGGUAA